Melitaea cinxia (Glanville fritillary) is the source of this 478-nucleotide messenger RNA. Its product is annotated as immediate early response 3-interacting protein 1. Gene Ontology annotation, cellular component: COPII-coated ER to Golgi transport vesicle; endoplasmic reticulum membrane; Golgi membrane. NCBI's taxonomy places the organism in Eukaryota, Metazoa, Arthropoda, Insecta, Lepidoptera, Nymphalidae. Gene Ontology annotation, biological process: endoplasmic reticulum to Golgi vesicle-mediated transport. The transcript has 3 exons. The record is from RefSeq and is a predicted model, not a curated record. The coding region runs from base 138 to 383 and encodes 81 amino acids.
AGUAUCCAAUAAAAUGACAACUUUGCGAAGAUUUCGUGUUUAUCAAACUGUCAGAUUCUAGAAUCAAAACUUGAUCAAAACAAUCUUAAUUUUUAUAUGUAUUUCUAAGUUUAAUGAACAAACAUUAAACUACAAUAAUGCUCACGUUGUGGAACCUAUUCGAAGCUUCUUUGCUGUGCCUAAAUGCUGUCUGCGUACUCCAUGAAGAAAGAUUUAUGCAAAAGAUGGGAUGGGGUGCUAAUAACCGAAAUCAAGGGUUUGAAGACCAAUCAUCAAUAAAAUUCCAAAUUUUAAACUUAGUUAGAUCAAUAAGGACAGUGACAAGAAUUCCACUCAUUAUACUGAAUAUUUUAACAAUAAUAUUUAAAUUAUUAUUAGGGUAACAGAGUCUUUAUAACACAUGAAGCUAUCCAUAUGAUAAAGUGUAAGAUGUGAAGGAACUUACUUUUAAUUUGUUUAUAAAAGAAUUUGUCAACAU